Molecule: messenger RNA, 813 nt
Organism: Alternaria hordeiaustralica
Lineage: Eukaryota; Fungi; Ascomycota; Dothideomycetes; Pleosporales; Pleosporaceae
Exons: 2
Coding region: 1-813 (270 amino acids)
Biological process (GO): polysaccharide catabolic process
Molecular function (GO): cellulase activity
Source: RefSeq, a predicted model, not a curated record
AUGUUAUUCUCCACUGCCGCUCUUCUUCUUCUCUCUUCAACUGCGCUCGCCGCACCCGCUACCCUCCUACCCCGCGCCGCUCAGUGCGGCCAAUACCAAUCUCAGUCAUCCGGCCCAUACACGCUCUACACCAAUGGCUGGGGCUUCUCUUCCGGAACCGGCUCUCAGUGCUCUCAGAUUGACAGCUAUAGCAGCACAGCUGGCCUAGCCUGGUCAACAACAUGGUCAUGGUCUGGCACGCCCAACCAAGUCAAGAGCUACACAAACGUCGAGACGGGCUUCACCAAGAAGCAGAUUGGUAGCUAUACGAGUAUGCCGACGACGUGGAAGUGGAGUUACACUGGCACAGAUUUGCGAGUCAAUGUGGCCUACGACACCUUCCUCGGCGCAUCAGCCAGCGGAACCAACCUUUUUGAAGUCAUGGUCUGGCUCGGCGUCUACGGCGGUGUAUCACCCUUGUCCGCGAACGGAUAUCCCUUCACGCCCAUCGCGACCGUCACUAUUGGCGGCCAGAUCUUCGAUCUUGCAUACGGUCUCAAUGGUUCUGUCAAGGUAUACAGUUUUGUUGCUCGUGGCGGUCGGGCGACGAACUUCAGCGCCGACUUGGUACGUUACAUGAGUCUACUUUGUGGAGAUGAUAGAGAAGCUAAUGUGUCGACGCAGAAUCUGUUCUUUCAGUAUUUAUUGGCAAACUACGGUAGCAAUGGCUUCACGAGUAGUUUGUAUCUGCAGGUCGUGCAGGCGGGCACGGAGGUGUUCACUGGAAGCAAUGCGAAGUUGACUACGACGGCGUAUUCUAUCGCUAUUAACUAA